AUGACUACUGGCGCUCUACGCAGAGGGCUGAAUCCAGCUUUUUCCACAGAUUUACAUCACAUAGAUGGCCCACCUGUGUCAGCAGGGCGGCACCUGCAUGAUCCUAGUCUGUACAAGCUCGCCCCUUUGCACAACUAUUUGACAAGGGACAGUAUGCCAAAUAAAUUCAGGCACAGUAUAGCUAAUUCAGACCCUGCACGUCAUUCCGUUAACCAGACAAUGGAACUUCCUGGCCCAGACAAACACACAUGUGCUUUGGCAGGACAAAUUAUACCAUACUUCAGCAAGAUCCAGCCACCGCUGGAGUGUACUUCGCAUCGUGAUGGCAAUGCUCACGGAAGUCUUCCGCGGCCUACGUUAGUCGACGUUGCAGCUUAUAAACCAGCAACGCAGAACCUCAUGUCCUCGGCCCGGGACCGGACGAAGCCACAAGAUGAUCCGGUCCUGAACAUAUCACCCCAGUUACCGCUUCAUUGUCGCUCGAUUCUCAACUAUCCGCAAACUCCGUCAACUCCAAAUCUUCGGUGUGCAACGUCCGGAAAACUCAGUUCGUCGCCAUUAGAGCUGGUGGACCUGGGCCGUAACUCUGAGCCCGUGCCAAUAGCCCAUUACUCUUUAAACCACAAAGCGGGAUCUCAUAAUUCCAGAUGGAAUGAGCUGCACAUACACAGGGUAGAUGAUGCUACACGACAGCAGCAUACCGUAGUUGCGCCGUGCACGACUUUGCUGACAAUAAGGCAAUCCGAUAGGAAGCACUUUCAUCCGGUAGUUGUACCAGAAGCUACUGUUAGAUCAACGCCCUUCUUGCCAGAUUCAGGGAGUGCCACAGACGUCGCCUCAGACCAUCGUCAUUCCAUCUUACAUCCAUCUCCAAGCCACACCAUUCAACGAUCCGGCCGUACUGCAGACCUGCAUCUAAAGGAAGGCCUGGCAGGGGAGCGUUAUGCCAGAGGCAGAAGCUUGUUCAAUGGCACGAGAUAUCAGCAACAAAGGCCUCUCAAUGUCGAUAGAAGUGUUAAAACAUCCCGGGUGGCUGAUUCUGGGAGUAAAUUGAGGGUGCACGGGUUGAUGAAACGACACAAAUGUGCAUAUUGCGACAAAGAUUUCAAUAACAAAAACGAAGCAAAUCGCCACCAAAUUUCUGCCCACCUCCGACCCUGUUGGUGGUCAUGCUCUGCUCUGGCGGACGACUUCCAUGCAUUUCACGACUCCAUUACUCGUCCAGGCGAGGCCGAUGUAUGCAGCUAUUGUGGAAUUGAAUUUAAUCGUUCUGGGAAUUUCUUUGGUAAAAUUAAUCGAUACGCCACUGUGGCAGAUUGGGAAGGACGCAGUAAGCAUCUGAGAGAUGUUCAUAAAUUAGGCAAAUGCAACCCGAGCAAGAAAUUUUAUCGUCUGGAUCAUUUCCGACAACAUCUGAAACAUUCUCAUGCUGCUGUAUCCGGCAUUUGGACAACAGAUCUGGAAGCAAGAUGCCUGACAAAAAACAACUUGCAGAUGGAUUAG
This is a messenger RNA of [Torrubiella] hemipterigena, 1503 nucleotides long. The record is from the annotation of a GenBank genome assembly. Lineage: Eukaryota; Fungi; Ascomycota; Sordariomycetes; Hypocreales; Clavicipitaceae.